CAACUUCGCAAGUCCCUAAAGCUCCCGAACGCCCCUGCCAACAAAAAGUCGCGAAACCUCAUCCCUAAAUCUUUUUGGCGAUAUCUUGCGCGAAUGCACUGCGCAAAACAACCCGUAUACCCGAAAAGACCUGCGAACCCUCAAAAGGAGAUCGACUGGCCACCAAAAUGUACGACGGGGGCUACCAGCCCACAUCGCGCUCCGCGUCGCGAGACGGCGGGGGCUACCGGCGACGCCCCGACCAGAGAGAGGGCGAAUCCCGCCGACAAUCGAGCAUAAACCCCCAUAGGGAAUCAAGAAGCUUGAACUACGAUGACGAGCCCCGCUUUGACGACCGCGGCAGAGACCACCACUCGAGUCGCUGGAGCGAUAGAGGUAGAAGAGACUCCUAUUCGGGUGCCCCAUCAUACGACUACAGGGAGACCUCUUCUGGCGGACCGCCCGAGGAAGGAGAAUGGGUCGAGAGCGAACAGCCAGUCCAGCAUGACAGAAGAGGGCGUGGCGAUGGCCGUUUCUACAAUCGCGAGCGCAGCCAGAGCCCCCGAAAUUACCGCUCUGGGAGCCAUAACCGUGGCGGACAUCAUUUGAAGGGACACCCUGGCGCGCCAGCAAAGACCAUUAUCUUGGAGGGCCUCCCUCAAGAGGCGAACGAACAGUUUGUUUUGCUUGGGCUCGACUUUGUCGCCCAAGACCAACGUUUUUCGGACGAUAAAGUGAAGAUCGCCCGAUUUAACUACGAUGACGCCGGUCCUCGGAUCGCGUACGUCGAAUUCUAUCGCGCCGCGGAUGCGAAAGAAUUUGCAGGAAACCACCAAGACGAAGUAUCAUUUCCUCUAGUCCCCUCCCGGGGCCUCGAGUCUGAGUCUAUUAAAGUUCGUGUGAGCCUCAGUAGUAACCGUAACCAGGGAAGAGCAGACGGCAAUUGGGACUGCACUCGGUGCCAUGCUAGCAAUUCCUCACGUCAAACAAGUUGCAACAGUUGCCAUUCCGUUAGGCCCGAUAAUCAUUGGAAUGAUGAUUAUCAUGGUCAGGGCCACGGCCGUACCGAAUAUGGGUAUGAGCAAGACACUACCUCCCAAGGUCGACUCUUGACAGGCGAAUCGGAUGCGUCGCCCGAAGCAUCUCCGUUCCUUGUACUUAUGGGACUUGGAGUUUCUAUCACCGAGGAUGUCCUCGCUGAUGGUGUCAUGAAAUUAUUCAUCGACCCCGUCCAGGAUCAACCGAAAGAGGCUUCGAAUCCAAUAAACAAACUCAAGUCGACAGCUCCAACCAACAGUACCGUCGGCCUUGGCGCAAAACCCGGCUCGUUGCGGCGUGUGUUCCUCAUGCGCGACCGCAAAACAACCGAAUCCCGGGGAUAUGGGUUUGCUGAAUUCGCAUCGAAGGAAGAUGCUUCGGCCGCGAUUGCCAAGUACCGCGCUUCUAGCAGUUUCACGAUUACCUCAAAGAGUGUCACUAUUGCGUUUAGUCAUCUCGGUGCUUUUGUGCCACCGUCGCCGACCGAACCCCAAGCCUUCACCUUUCCCAAUAUAUACAACCCAGAUCAACCACUGAAAUACUGGAAUAACUUCCUAUACCCAGGUAUCAAGGUGGUUUCGGAACCCCCUGUCUUGGAGGCCCCAAGCCCCGAGAAACGGGCCGAAGACCAAACUUCGGCCGGUAUGGGUGCAAUGCGUGGAACCAACGCAAAGAAGCCCAAGAAGGAUAAGGAGUCUGUCAAGGUCAGCAUGAUCCCGCAAAUUCGAAUGUGGACGAAGAAGUCAGCCGAGUUGCACAGCGCCCAUAAGCAAUCCACCCUGGAUGAAACCACUGAUAAAAGCGCUGAUGCGCUCAUUUCUGCCGGCCCAACUGACAGCACUGAUGAUGUUCAAGUCGAUGGCCCGUUGGAUCCUCAUUGGAAUGACAAGUACAUUUCUUAUGCGGAUUGGGAUACGCUAACGUGUCUCGUCUGCGACUGGAAGCCUCUGCCAGAGGAGACCAUGGUUGAGCUCGGAUAUUCCGCGGCCCACCGGGAAGACUUCCUAAUGAGCCAUGAAGUUCGAGUACACGACCAUUACAAAGACCCCGAGGUCAAGGAAAAGGCGGCCGCGAAACUCGCCGCUCUAGGCAAGCAGGCACGAACUAUUGUGCGUCGCACCCCACGCCUCAAGUCUGCGCCCCUCCCUGUCUACGUCUCCUACGCGGAUUUUGAUGCCCUCCGCUGCCAUCUCUGCCGACGUAACUUCAAGAAUAUACCGACCAUUUGGCGCCAUGAGCAGGAGAGCGAGCUGCAUAAGCGCAUACUUGCGGACCCUAAAAAUAAGGAACGCGCCACCGCCGAGCUCCUCGCAAAAGGGAAAACCACGCCUACCAUGGUUCCGGACAGCAAUAUGAAGCAGCAGCAGAUGCAGUACCGCGACCGUGCCCAAGAGCGCCGCCAGGCUUUCAGACAGCCAAACAAACCAGCUGGUCAGCAUCAGCCUGCCGCUGAGAAGCGCAAAGAGCCAUCAUCCGAGAUGGAAGAGAGCUCGGUAGCCAAAAUAUCAAAAGGCGCCGGCAUCCUCGCCAAGAUGGGGUGGACGGAUGGCGCCGGGCUCGGUGCCGAGGGUGCAGGCAUAACCCAGGCUCUAGUCACAGAUGCCUACGCUCCCGGCGUUGGCCUGGGCGCCGAGGGCGGCAAUCUUGGUGACGCAGCCCAAGAAGCGGCGCGCAAGACCCGCGGUAACCCCUUUGACUUCAUUGAGAAGACCCGCGACAAGGCGCGGGAGCGAUACUACGAGACCAAGGAAUAGAUGGGUAUCAAAAGAAAAUUUGUAUGGGUAUUGUACUUUUUGAGUUGGGCGCGGCCGGGACUGGGAUGGGGUGGUGUCUGGAAUGAUCUUGUAAGAGUAGUGUUGGUGUUUUAAUGGGUAGGAUUAGUCGUUGCAGGCCGUUAUAUACCCUCUCAUAUUAUAAUUUUGCAUUUCCCACUCGGUAGGGCCGUCC
This is a messenger RNA of Lasiosphaeria miniovina, 2964 nucleotides long. RefSeq lists its product as uncharacterized. The coding region runs from base 168 to 2771 and encodes 867 amino acids. Lineage: Eukaryota; Fungi; Ascomycota; Sordariomycetes; Sordariales; Lasiosphaeriaceae. The record is from RefSeq and is a predicted model, not a curated record. Gene Ontology annotation, molecular function: RNA binding. The transcript is spliced from 6 exons. Gene Ontology annotation, cellular component: nucleus. Gene Ontology annotation, biological process: mRNA splicing, via spliceosome.